AUGUGUGUUUUCAGGUAUUGUCCCACGUGUAAAAAGCACCAACAGGCCACAAAGAAGUUUGAUCUGUGGUCUCUGCCGCGGAUCCUCGUGGUGCACCUCAAACGCUUCUCCUACAACCGCUGCUGGAGGGACAAGCUGGACACUGUGGUCGACUUCCCCAUCAGAGACUUGAACAUGUCAGAGUUUGUGUGUGACCCUAAAGCCGGACCCUACGUCUAUGAUCUCAUCGCGGUGUCCAACCACUACGGCGGCAUGGGGGGAGGCCACUACACGGCGUACGGCAAGAAUAAAAUGGACGGGAAAUGGUAUUACUUUGACGACAGCAGCGUCUCGUCCGCCUCAGAGGACCAGAUUGUGACGAAAGCAGCCUACGUGCUCUUCUACCAACGCCGAGACCUGGACGACGGCCCCAAAGCCUCAGCGUCACUAGGGGGUGCUUCUGAGUGCACGGACGACAUCAUGGACACAAACUAA
Molecule: messenger RNA, 474 nt
Organism: Knipowitschia caucasica
Lineage: Eukaryota; Metazoa; Chordata; Actinopteri; Gobiiformes; Gobiidae
Source: the annotation of a GenBank genome assembly